Carica papaya (papaya) is the source of this 1800-nucleotide messenger RNA. Lineage: Eukaryota; Viridiplantae; Streptophyta; Magnoliopsida; Brassicales; Caricaceae. The record is from RefSeq and is a predicted model, not a curated record.
UUUACCUUUCUAGCUUUUGGCUUUUUGUAAUUUCCCACGUUCUUGAGAAUAUUAAAAAUUAAUUUGGAGUUCAUUGCUUAUAACUAAAUAAUUUCCUUCAACCAAUUCAGGAACAAACGCUACCAAGCUACUUUGCACGAUCGGAAAGCUAUUAUAUCAUGGCUGAUGAGGUUAAUGAUCUGCAGCCGGCUGAGCGCAAACCGAAGAUGCCAUUCCUGGUUUUCUUCAAAGAUGCAAGGCUUGUGUUUAAGAUGGAUCCACUUGGUCUCGAAAUUCUGAGGAUUGCAUUCCCUGCAGCCAUGGCAUUAGCAGCUGAUCCAAUUGCUUCUCUGAUUGACACAGCAUUUAUUGGACAUAUCGGGCCAGUGGAGCUUGCUGCUGUAGGAGUUUCCAUUGCCAUAUUCAAUCAAGCUUCGAGAAUUACAAUAUUCCCUCUGGUUAGCAUUACGACUUCAUUUGUUGCAGAGGAAGAUACAGUCGGAAAAAUCAGUAUGGAGGCAUCAAAAGCUGAGAAAAUUAAUGAUAAGUGUUCGCCAAAAAGCACUGAAAUGAAGGAACUGAUAACAGAAGAUGUGACUGCGGACAAAUUAGAAAGAGGUGCCACCACAAGUGUUGCUGGAACAAAAGAGUCAAUGCAAGAAACUGGUAAGAAAAGCAGUGAGAAGGCUAUAUCUAAAGGCGAAAGGCGAUACGUCCCUUCAGCAUCAACAGCACUUGUAAUUGGAGCAAUUCUGGGUCUGUUACAAGCUAUAUUCCUUAUAUUCACAGCAAAAUUUCUCUUGGGUAUCAUGGGUGUUAAAUCAGGCUCCCCUAUGCUAAAACCAGCUUUAAAGUAUUUGACAUUACGAUCACUCGGUGCUCCUGCUGUUCUUCUGUCGCUUGCGAUGCAAGGCAUCUUUCGAGGAUUUAAGGAUACAAAAACUCCAUUGUUUGCUACUGUCGCGGGGGAUCUAACAAAUAUCAUCUUAGACCCGAUAUUUAUCUUUGUUUGCCGUCUUGGUGUUAGUGGUGCAGCCAUUGCACAUGUUCUUUCUCAGUAUUUGAUUUCGGUAAUCUUGCUAUGGAAAUUGAUGAAACAAGUUGAUCUGAUGCCUCCAAGUAUUAGAGAUCUACAAUUUAGCCGGUUCCUUAAAAAUGGUUUUCUGUUAUUAGCCAGAGUAGUAGCUGUAACAUUCUGUGUGACCUUAGCAGCAUCGAUGGCUGCACGUCUGGGUUCAACACCUAUGGCCGCGUUCCAGAUAUGCUUACAGGUCUGGUUGACAUCUUCGCUUCUCGCCGAUGGUUUGGCUGUCGCUGGACAGGCGAUUCUCGCUAGUGCAUUUGCUGAGAAGGAUUAUGAAAAAGUGACUUCUGCCGGAAUCCGGGUUUUGCAGAUGGGUUUUGUGCUAGGCGUGGGACUUGCAAUUGUAGUCGGAGUUGGACUGUACUUCGGAUCUGGAAUAUUUUCGAAAGAUGCCAGCGUUCUGCACCUUAUAACUAUAGGCAUACCAUUCGUCGCAGCAACUCAACCGAUCAAUUCGUUGGCUUUUGUUUUCGAUGGAGUGAAUUUUGGAGCAUCUGAUUUUGCAUAUACUGCCUACUCCAUGGUGCUUGUGGCAAUAGCCAGCAUUGUCUCCUUGUUCUUUCUCUCUGCUAGCAAUGGUUUUGUUGGAAUUUGGAUUGCUUUAACCAUUUACAUGGUUCUCCGUACAUUUGCUGGCGUAUGGAGGAUGGGAACUGGAAGUGGACCCUGGCGAUUUCUCAAAGGUUCAUCAUUAUUACCAUAAGCUUUUAUGUUAUAACAACUCCUAUCUACCUAUA